AGUUGGGAAUUAUAAACUUAUGAUUUCCGAGGCGCGCCACCUUGAUCCGCAAGAAAAUCCCCUCUCAUAUUCAAACACCGUUCACAACUCAUUGCUUCCCUCUCACACAUACUGUUAGUUUUUGUUCGUUGAUCAGUAUUCAAAUCGGAAACCUAUAUGGCGUUGGCGGUAGGCGCUGCCGCCGCUCCUCUGGGUUCGUCGGUGAUCUCGCUGGUGAACCGGCUCCAGGACAUCUUCAGCCGCGUAGGGAGCCACUCCUCCAUCGACCUCCCUCAGGUGGCCGUUGUAGGCAGCCAAAGCAGCGGCAAGUCCAGUGUCCUCGAAGCCCUCGUCGGCCGCGACUUCCUCCCACGCGGCAAUGACAUCUGCACGCGCCGCCCCCUCGUUCUCCAACUCGUCCAAAUCAAACCCUCUCAGGACGAGUUUGGCGAGUUCCUCCACUUGCCUGGCCGCAAGUUCCACGAUUUCUCCCAAAUUCGCUCCGAAAUUCAGGUUGAAACUGAUAGGGAAGCUGGAGGGAACAAAGGUGUCUCUGAUAAACAAAUUCGUUUGAAGAUUUUUUCGCCGAAUGUUCUAGACAUCACGCUCGUGGAUCUCCCUGGCCUCACCAAGGUUCCCGUCGGUGACCAGCCUUCGGAUAUUGAGGCUCGAAUUAGAACCAUGAUCAUGUCUUAUAUAAAAACUCCAACCUGUCUUAUUCUCGCGGUUACGCCGGCGAAUUCCGAUUUGGCUAAUUCAGAUGCUCUUCAGAUGGCGGCGAUUGCCGAUCCUGAUGGGAACAGGACAAUUGGUGUCAUCACGAAGUUGGAUAUCAUGGACAGAGGUACUGAUGCGCGAAAUCUGUUGCUAGGAAAAGUUAUUCCCCUCCGACUUGGUUAUGUCGGUGUUGUGAAUCGAUGUCAAGAGGACAUUUUAAUGAACCGAAGUAUAAAGGAUGCUCUUGUUGCUGAAGAGAAGUUUUUCCGCAGCCGUCCUAUAUACAGUGGAUUGGCAGAUAGUUGUGGUGUCCCUCAAUUGGCAAAGAAAUUGAACAAGAUUCUUGCGCAACAUAUCAAGGCAUUAUUACCAGGGCUGAGAGCACGUAUCAGCGCUUACCUAGUCACUCUUGCGAAGGAACAUGCAAGCUAUGGAGAAAUCACAGAGUCGAAGGCUGGACAGGGUGCUCUUCUCCUUAAUAUUCUUUCAAAAUACUGUGAUGCAUUCUCCUCCAUGGUAGAGGGAAAGAACGAGGAGAUGUCUACAUCUGAGCUCUUUGGUGGUGCACGAAUUCAUUACAUUUUUCAAUCUAUCUUUGUGAGAAGCUUAGAGGAGGUGGAUCCAUGUGAAGGUUUGACUGAUGAAGAUAUUCGCACAGCCAUACAGAAUGCAACUGGACCUAAAUCUGCAUUGUUUGUUCCAGAGGUCCCAUUUGAAGUUCUUGUGAGAAGGCAGAUAUCUCGUCUAUUGGAUCCAAGUCUUCAGUGCGCUAGGUUCAUAUAUGACGAGUUAGUGAAAAUCAGCCAUUGCUGCUUGGCAACUGAAUUACAGCGGUUCCCUUUCUUGAGAAAGCGCAUGGAUGAAGUUAUUGGGAGCUUUUUACGAGAAGGCCUAGAACCUUCUGAGACUAUGAUAACACACGUCAUAGAAAUGGAGAUGGACUACAUAAAUACUUCCCACCCAAAUUUUAUUGGUGGAAGCAAGGCUAUCGAAGCUGCAGUGCAACAGACCAGGUCUUCUAGAGUUGCUUUACCAGUUUCUAGCGCGAAGGAUGGGCUGGAAUCCGAGAAGGGACCAGCCUCUGAUAAAAGUGGGAAGACUCGAUCUAUUUUUGCAAGACAUGCAAAUGGAGUGGCGGCUGACAAGGGUGUUCUUGUUGCAUCGGAUGUUGAGAAAGUUGUGACAUCUGGAAGCAUUAGUGGAUCUAGCUGGGGGAUAUCAUCCAUUUUUAGUGGAGGUGAUAAUCGUGUGUCCAUGAAGGAAAAUACUGCUAGUAAACAGGAACCAGUCCAUAAUGAACAAUCAUUUUCUAUGAUUCAUUUGAGAGAGCCCCCUCACGUCUUAAGGCCUUUGGAAAGCAAUUCAGAUACAGAAACCGUUGAAAUCACAGUAACAAAGUUGCUUUUGAAAUCAUACUAUGAGAUUGUCAGAAAGAAUGUUGAAGAUCUUGUCCCCAAAGCAAUUAUGCACUUCCUGGUAAACAACACAAAGAGAGAACUGCACAAUGUCUUUAUUCAAAAACUAUACAGGGAGGAUAUGUUUGAAGAGAUGUUGCAGGAACCUGAUGAGUUAGCCAAGAAAAGAAAACACUGUCGAGAACUUCUCCGAGCUUAUCAACAGGCUUUUAAAGACUUAGACGAACUUCCUCUUGAAGCUGAAACAGUUGAAAGGGGAUACAGUUUGCCUGAAACUGCUACUAGCUUACCUAAAACUCGUGGAUUGCCAACAUCAUCUCUUUAUUCUACUGGCAGUUCGGGAGACUAUUACGAAGCUUCUCCCAACAACACUAAGUCUGAAAGGUCUUCACAUUCUGGGGAACUCCAAUCACCAUUGCAUGCUAAUAUGGAAACUAAUGGAAAUGGAGGGCCAUACACAUCAGGUUUUGAUCCCAUGGCUGAUUCUUUUGAGGUUUGGAAAUUUCCUGCUGGAGCUGUGUAAGAAAAAGUUCCUGCUGGAGCCAUGCAAAAAGAAGGUCCUGCUGGAGCUGGCUCCCCAUGAAAAUGCUCCUCAGUGGGGCCAUUUUUCAUCCAAGUUCCAUUUUGUGUUCAUAUAACGUUAUCGAUAUAUAUACCAAGGCUCCGUAAAUAAUAACCGGAGUAGAUUAGCUUUCUACGUAGCAAUUUUCUAGGAUGAUGCAAUUUUUUCAUUUUUGUUCACUGGAUGUCUAGCAGAUUGACCAUAUAACAAGCUAGAAAUAGAUGGCAAUGGUGAUUUUUUUUAACUCCUGUUUUUAUA
Molecule: messenger RNA, 2931 nt
Organism: Vigna radiata var. radiata (mung bean)
Lineage: Eukaryota; Viridiplantae; Streptophyta; Magnoliopsida; Fabales; Fabaceae
Product: dynamin-related protein 3A
Exons: 20
Coding region: 157-2634 (825 amino acids)
Biological process (GO): mitochondrial fission; peroxisome fission
Cellular component (GO): microtubule; membrane; peroxisome
Molecular function (GO): GTPase activity; microtubule binding; GTP binding
Source: RefSeq, a predicted model, not a curated record